Molecule: messenger RNA, 5853 nt
Organism: Danio aesculapii
Lineage: Eukaryota; Metazoa; Chordata; Actinopteri; Cypriniformes; Danionidae
Gene: il2rb
Product: interleukin 2 receptor, beta
Exons: 10
Coding region: 166-1803 (545 amino acids)
Biological process (GO): immunoglobulin mediated immune response; cytokine-mediated signaling pathway
Cellular component (GO): external side of plasma membrane; membrane
Molecular function (GO): cytokine receptor activity; protein binding
Source: RefSeq, a predicted model, not a curated record
UAGAGAAAGACUGAUCCUCCUGACAGAAUGAGGUGAAAGGGGAGGAGCAGACUGAGAACGAGCGGUAAAGAUAGAAGGAUGAAGGGUAGGUGGUCAAGUACACAGACAGACCUCAGCAUCCAUGCUGCCUGCGCAGACUACUGAAGGCAAAGGAUCCAAGUAGUGAUGAAGGAUUACUGGCGUUCCCUUCUGUUCAUCUUCAUCAUACUUUGUGGAACCUGCCAGUCCAGGAACUCACAAACAGGAGAUCUGACCUGUGUGAAUGACUACAUGACAAACAUUUCUUGCGUGUGGUGGAACUGUAGCAAUUUUUCCAACCAGCGAUGUGAGCUUGAAGGGAUCUGGGGAAUAAUUAAUGAGGUGAGCCAAUCAAAAUCUUCUGGAUGUGAGCUGAUCCCGCAGAACAAUCCUUCAAAUUCUUCCAGAAGCUGUUUUUUAAUCUUAGAAAAUGCUAACUUCUUUUUCAUUAACAAAAUCUGGUUGUCUGUGAGGUGUAAUGGAUCUCUCAUCACCAGACUGCAUUAUCAGCCAGGCCGACACAUUAAGACGCAACCACCAGAUAAGCCUGUUGUAAAUGGAAGCAACGUGUCUUGGAGUAAAGGCAGUAACUUCCCUAAAAGCAUUAAGAAGCAUGAAUUUCAAUUGCAGUUUAAAGAUGCACAUACAAGCUGGGAGAUGGCAAAACCCGGCCAACUCUCUCAAGAAAACUACACGCUCCUGAACCAUGAUUUACUGACUGUAGGAGAAGUCUACCAGGCCAGGGUGCGUGUGAAGCCAGUUGAGCCUAAAAAUGAUGGUCAGUUUCGGGGGGAAUGGAGUGACUGGAGUCCUGCCGUAUCCUGGAGGUCUGAGAUUGGAAAGCUACCAGUGAAACCAGCAGAGGAUGGAGGAGCCAAAUCACCAAAGUCUGAUAAUUUGCCUGUAAUUAUGAUUAUUGGAAUCAAUGUACUGCUUGGUCUCAUUAUCAUACCAAUAAUCAUCUAUAAAGUAAAGAAAAGCAGCCAGCCAUUAAAACCAAUGCAGCAUGUUCCGGACCCGUCCAAAUACUUCCAGCCUCUUCAUACCAUUCAUGGUGGAAACUUCCGGAAAUGGCUGGGCGGUCAGAAUUCAGUCGGCCUGUUUCUUACACCUCAAUCCAGUGAUGACAUCUCACCCGUGGAGGUGUCUGACAUGUGGGAUGUCUCCUUAAUGGAUACCGAUGCCCAGAUGUCCACCAGCAUGCUAGUUCAUGCGGGUCAGGUGGACUCUGGAGUGGAGAACAGCGGCACCAGUAAAGCAUCGUCCUCCUCAGGUUUCUAUAACAUGGGCUACUUCUAUAGCAAAUCUCAUACUGGAUCACUCUACCUGGAAUCCUGUCCCGUGUAUUUCUCUUACCACCCUGAUGAGGGCACAAGCUCUUCUCUCUCAUCGUCCAGCUCUUCAUUCCACUCAUUGGGAUCCCCAAGUUCCCUACCGGAGCAGCCGAUGAGCCCGGAUUCAGGAUUUGCCAUGUCUGAUGAGCAGCAUUGUAAGGAUGAUGGAGAUGGUGAAGAGAUGGAAGGCGCGGUGAAAACCGUGGCAGAAGGAAAGGCAUUGGUUUCCUUCAUUAUGUCACUCUCCCAGGGUGGCGUUCAGCCAGCUGAGGGUUUCCCUCCAGUGCCUGUCCUCACAGCCUGGUCUGAACUUGCGAAGGCGCCCAGCUGUGCUUCUCUAUGUGAGCCAGCAGAGGGCGCUGCGCUCAGACCCUCCUCCAUGAUCGAGCCCAGCGGGAGCGGAUAUCUCACCCUGAAGGAGAUGCAGAAGUACAGUAAUAAAUCCAUCUGAAGGGAGGUUCACGGAGAGACUGGGGCAAGAUAAAAAAAAUGCUCAGAAGCAUGAAAUGCCUUUCAAAUGUUUAGAGUUGGUUUUAUGAUAAAAGUUCCUUUUAUUUAGUCAGCAAAGGCUGUAUUUUUCAAAUAAAAUACAUUAAUACUGUAGAAUUGUUAAAUAUUAUCAAAAUGCAAAAUAACCUUCAAAUAUAAUUGAUUCGUGUGAGGAUUUUCAGCAACAUUACCUCAAAUCUCCAGUCACACAGGCCUUUUGAAAAAUCACUCUAAAAUGCUGAUUUGAUGCUCAGUAAAGGUUUAUUACACUGUAAAACAGAACAGUCAACUUUAUCAAAUGAAAUGAGUGUAGUUAACUCAAAAUUGACUGAAAGUUAAUUCUACUCAUUUGAAGAGUUUUGAACUCAGUGUUAAAGGUAAUGAGUUAAUUAAAUACCUCAUUACUUCAACUUUAAUUGAGCAAGUUCACAGUACUCAUAUAAAUUAGUUUUUUUAACUCAAAUGGUUUGUAGCACUUGGUUUCCUCAAAUGGUUUGAGUUGCCUAAACUUACUGGGUUAUACAGUACUCAGUUGGUUUGAGUUCUCUUCAUUUAUUGAGUUUUACUGUGCUCAAAUUGCUUCAUUUACUCAAAUGGAUUAAGUUCACAGUACUUAUUAGGAUUAGUUUUUGAACUUAAAUGGUUUAUUGCAAUCGGUUUCCUCAAAUGGUUUGAGUUACUUUAACUUUUUGGUUUUUACAGUGUACAGGCCCGUAGCCGGAGGGGUUCGGGUGGUUCAAAACACCCACCCCUCACUGACAAAAAUCCAGAAUUUGGCCCAUACAUGAGCUCAUUUGUCCUAUUUUGACUGCUAUGCCAUCAUAAAUUGUGAAAAUAACUCAUCGAAGGAGGCUUUAAGAAAACUUUUUACAAGUAACUUUUAUUCUAAAUCUUGGACCUUAUUCUUGAAAGGAAAAAAGAAAAGAAAAAAAGCGAAGCAUCAAAGGUUAAUUUUGAAACUUAUAAACUUUUAUUUUAUUAUUAAUUUGGCUAUUGUUGUUAUCCAUGAAUUUUCAAAUGUACUUUUUACAAGAGAGGCUAGAAAAAUCAGUAAGCUCUACAUUAUUAUUAUUAUUAUUAUUAUUAUUAUUAUUAUUAUUAUUAUUAUUAUUAUUAUUAUUAUUAUUAUUAUUAUGUUUACAUUUUUUGUUAUUCGGGACAAAUUCUGACAGGAAAGUUGAACGUGCUGGCCAGUUUAUUAUUUGCCUAAUGAAUGACAAUUUAGUUUACUUAAUUUACAAAACAAUUUAUUUAAAGCCUUCACAGAUUAAAAUUUUCCCAAAUGAUAUAUGUGAUAAAUUUGUAUUUUAAAAAUAAUACAUAUAAAUAAUAAAUAUAUAUAUUUAAAAUCUUUAGUAAAUGUUUUUGGUACAUCAAAAAGUGUGAUUAUGAUGACCACCCAACAAGCUAGUCCAGCUAAAAAUUGUGUUUUAAUAUAAUAAAAUAAAUAUGAAUAAUAAUAACAAAAUGAAUAAUUCAUACAGCUUUUGAAAGACAGUGUAGUUUAAAGACUCACACAAAAAAGCUACAGAACAUUCUGACAUUUUUUAUUCAAGAGGCAGUUCACUGAACACAAUUAAAACAUCAUGCUCCAAUAGCUGCAUAUUCUGCCACUCUAUAGGGGUAAGUUGUAACAAAGUGAACCAGAACAAACCAUAAAUAUUAAAUAUAAUAGUACAUUAUAAAUAGGUCAUAACGAAUCUUGCUCUUGAAAAAUUAAUAUAUGUAUUCAAAGGUAAAUCAGAGACUUUUAAAAGAAGUGUGGUCUCCAUUCGAGCGCUUUGGAAAGAUGACUGCAAUUAAAAUUCAAUAUAAUGUUUUUUAUUAUAUACGCACACAAAUUGGUCAAUUUAAAUGUAUUUAAUUUUAUUUUAUACAUUUAUUUUAAAUGUCAUUUCUGUUUAACAAUGUUGGGAUGGGAAAAUACAUUCUGAAAUAUCAUAAACAAUAAUAUUCUGCUGGGUUUUGUAAUAUAAUCAAAAUCUAUAAAAACAAAGUUGAAAAAAGAAUUAAUAAAUAAAUAGGUCAUAACGUCCUCUAAAAUGAUAUCAAAUAGCUGUUUUGGACAUGUAAAACAUAUUGCUUAGACCUGACAUCUAUUAACAAUAUUCAUGAACAAUAAUCAGUUCAAAUAGUGACUCUGUAUUAUUGGUUUAUGUAGCUAGCUCUUUUAGAUCCGGUCUCCCCAAGAGAUUCAAUAUACAGCCCUGCUAUGUAACUGCCAAUUAUAUACUUUACUUUAUUCCAUUUCAAUGAACAAUAAACUAUCAUAAUAAGGUUAAAGAUCCACAACAGCUGCAUUAUGACAGCUCUGAACUGUUACAUUCCUGAUACUUCUGUACACAGACAUGAUAAGCUAGAUUUAAAGUUCUGGGUUCAAUACUGAAGCUUUAUUUGAAUUUCAGUUCUAAUGCAAUAAGAAGACAGCUGCUUAUACAAAAAUGCAAGCUUCACAUUUGUGUUUUUGAACCCCUCUUACAGACUUGCAUUACUGAACAUGUUUUGCGUUCAGCAAACUGACGAUCACUUAAACAUUCUGUUAUACUUUGUGUUGUAUUAUAUGUGUUGAUUGACAUAAAGGAAGCAGUACAUGUGUCUAAUAUCUGUUGUUCAAGUCUGCUUUGCUGAUUUAAUCAUGUUUAAUUUGGCAAUUUAGCUUAUAUAACUUGAAUUGUAAUGCCAAAGAAAAUUACAUUUGCUAACAUUCGAUAUUUUAGAAUCUAAAAUAUACACUGCUCAUCUAAAAAAGUAAUAAAGGUCACAAAAUUUACUUUUUAGUUCAAUCUCUAUGCUCCCUAGCAAAUUGAAGCUUUUUUUUUCAGAUUAGCAGAUUAGGCUCACUGACAAGUAGUUUUCUUAAGGCUACACAGUUGUUUAGUCCCAAUCCCUUCAGUUUCCUUCACAUUGUGCAUGUGUAAAAGCUUUUACUUUCACUAAUAAACAUAAACUUAAGUUUUACUGUUGUUUUUCUACGAUUUGAUUUCAUCAGAUCAUUAAGUGAUUGCUGAUCUCAAUUAUUUAGGAUUUAUUUUCCAAACUAAAUCUCUUCAUCAAAGAUGAUAGUUCCCCAUUAUCCUUCCAGUUUUGCGUUAAACAGUUCUCAAUGCAAUUAGUUUCUGCAAUUUCCUUAGAUGUUAUCUUUGCCAAUAGUUUGACCUUUCUGAAACAGACGAACAGCUUUCAGCGACCACAAGAUGUGUUUUCUGAGAAGUUUGUUUAAGAAAUGAGAAGCUACUCUCUGCAUCAGUUACAGUUAAAUAACUUGUUAUCAGCUGAAACAUAAUCACCCAUGCAGUAAUUAUUGAAUGGGAGGUUCUUACCUAUUUGCCAGGUUGUCAAUUUAUUAGAUUUUUUUGGAAAGGGCAGUGUAUAAUUGGCUCAAACCUAGUGGUUUAAGUCUUAAAGUUUUUAAUAUUGAAUGCAAAGCAUUUGCUUUAUUUUUAGCUGCUAUUUACUUGUUCAUAACAUCAAUGUGUUUAUGUGAUGAACGUGCUAGAAAUGCUGCUUUUGAAAUGUGAAUUUAUUUUUUUUCAAGGGACAAAUUCAGGAAAUCAUUGUUGUCUUUAUGCCUAAAGCCUAAAAGCUGUUCAGGGUAAAACUCACUAUUGAUGGUAAUGAUAUCUGUACUUUUUAUAACAAGAUUUUUAGUGGCAUUAUUUGGGUAUUUCUAUAUUGUACUCUUAAAAACUUGGUAACAUUUCUUUUUUUGAUACUGUUAAUAGGAAAUAUGUAUUUUUAUAAAAAGAAUGCACUUAUUUAUGGAGGUCUGUUUCAGUCACAGAAAUAAAUAAAAUCUUUUUUUUAAUUCUGAAUUAUAUAAUUAAAUCUGACUUGAAAUCUCACUCAAUUGUGGAGAAAAAGUCACAUUUGAGGUAUAAAGUAUUGUUGAAUAUACAGGCAGAACUGAAGAAUUUUUUUUUAAAAGAUUUAACUAGUAUUUUUUCCUUGGCAAAACAAGCUUCCAUACUUUGAUAUUUUAUGCUUGAUAAAAAAAAAUAUUUUAAGACUGUUA